Molecule: messenger RNA, 2404 nt
Organism: Trichomycterus rosablanca
Lineage: Eukaryota; Metazoa; Chordata; Actinopteri; Siluriformes; Trichomycteridae
Exons: 14
Coding region: 41-2104 (687 amino acids)
Molecular function (GO): ubiquitin-protein transferase activity
Source: RefSeq, a predicted model, not a curated record
AACACAGACAGACCUGGAUAUGCUGGAGUAAGUCGGCCCCAUGGGAAUUCAGAUUGGGGCUAGUGGUUCCUCUGAGGUCAGCCAGCCAGCUAGAACACAUACAGUUCAACAAGAGAUGCAAAGAUCUUUUCCAGCUAUUUAUAGCAACCGGAUGAGAACUAAAAGAAAGGCACCUGAACCUCCGACUGUGAUAAAGUUCCUAGAACUACAGUUCUGCUUGCUAGAACAGCAUACGGACAGAUGUCCAAAAGAUGAAACACUGCUACUGCGAGCAGGUUUAGGCAGAAGGAGUGUAAAUAUUUUAGACACUGCUGAUCAUACUGAGAUCACUAGAGUACUACUUGAGGAAUAUCCCAAGCUGCAAAAUUUGCAUGGUGGUUGGCUUCUUCACAAAGCGGCAGGGGGUAGUGGACAAAGAAAAACUACUCCCCUACCCCAGGGUUCCCAGGGCUACACAGCAAAAAUAUUGAAGUCCUCCUCAAACAAUGGCAAGAAUAUCAUUUAUAUUGUACCUCUUCAAGAAGAAAUUGACAUGACCCCACUGCCAUAUGAUGCCCCUGAAUUCAAGAACAUGCCAAAAAAUGUUUGCAUGACUUGCGGCCAAUCAGUUCCUCUUCAGCUGCUGCCAUUUCACAUUGAAUCCUGUCAACAAGUAAAUCAGGACUCUGGAUCUGUGGUAGAAGACGAGCCAAGACGAGAGCCAGAUGUUAUUUGUAUGGAUACCUGUCCAAUAUGCGGAGAGCAGUUUGCUGCUGAGAUGAUGCCCUACCAUGCAAGUUCAUGUGGAGAAAGUUUUCCUCAAAUUAUUACCACAAUGAACAGCAAUGCUACUGAAGAAAGUGCAUCAGUAUCAGUGGUUUGUGAAAGCACUGUAACUGAAAGCAGUACUGACCUAUCCAGUUCUGGCACAUCAGAAUCCUGGAAGAGAGCUGAAGUUCCACAAAGAGCAGCAGUGCUGUACAGAAUGGGUUUGGUACAGGAAAAAGAAACUGAACCACCAUUAAAGUUCAGAUUGGAUAUAAGAGAGGAUGUGGAAGACCAGGAGGCAAAAAUAAUCAGCUUUUAUAAGAUCCCUAAAGUAGACUGGGCCAGGCCACUCUACUGCAAAUUGCAAGGUGAUGUAGCCACUGGAGAGGGUGUAAAACGUCAUUUUUUCAGUCUUGUAAUGCACAAGUUGCAAAGUGGAUUCAUCACAGAUUUUGGAAAUGGAACCAGCACUGUGCUUUUUGAGGGCCAAGUUGAUCACCUAGUUCCAUCCACCUCUCAAGUUCUUGUGCAGAGUGAUUUGUUCUUGAUGGCAGGGAGGAUGAUUGGCCACUCCUUCCUACAUGGUGGCCCUCUGGUUGCUGGUCUGAGCCCAGCAAUUAUCCAUGUAUUAUUAGGUGGUUCCCCGCAGACAGCAGUCAUCCUGCUAGAAGAUGUAGUAGACAUUGACAUACGGGAGACAUUACAGCUGUUAUAUACAGACAAUGAUUCCAAGAGAGAGAAGUUAAAUGAUGAGAAGAAAAAUGAGCUAAGUGAGGACCAGAGGCGAGCUGUUAAUCAGCUGGCAUUAUCUUGGGAUCUUCCUGUGCUGACAGCAACAAACCGCACCUGGCUCUUGCACAGUUUGCUUCAGCAUGCUGUGCUCACUGGACCCUCACGACAAAUAAAGCAGUUUCGACAGGGACUGAAGGAGUCAAUGAUAUGGCCACUAUUGGAGGCCAGGCCAGAUGUGGUACCUGUGAUUUUCCCACGUCACUCAACAGCUGAAUGCAAUGCACAGGUAGUUCUAGACAAUAUAAUUUGGCCAAGUGAGGAAGAGACAGAUAAUGAUGAUGGUGAUGGCUUCCCAGUUGCUGUCAAAUGCAAAAUUGCUGGCUACCUCCGGCAGUUUGUGGAGACUGUUACCCAAGACAAAUUAAAGCAGUUGGUAAAAUUCUGGGUGGGCUGGGAGCUGCCCAUGAAAGACAUGCAAGUGGAAGUGGUGCAGGCAGCCCAUCCAUCAUCGUCUACCUGCUUUCAAAUCCUGCGCCUACCUGGUUACUACACAAGCUACAAUGAGUUUUAUGAUAAUUUGAAAGGUUGUAUUGCCCAUAAUGACAGUGGGUUUGGACUAAUAUAAUUAUGAAGAAGAAGAAGAAUUGUGUAAGCUGUUCUGUUUUUUCACUUUGUAUCCGGGGGGUGGAGAAAAUGUUUGUGUUAAGUCUGUUAUAUCCAUUUAUGCCCUUCCCCCAAAUAUUGCAGUUAUAAAAUACUCUGUUGCAAAUAUGUUUAAAUAUGCAAGUUUUUACUUUUCAAGACAUGUCAAAUCAUAUUAACAAACAUACUGUUCAUUCAGUUGCAACAUUUUCACUGUCCAAGUUAAAAAUGUUAAAAUGUUUAAGAUGUUUUAUGCAUUUUAGAUGCAUUAGGAAAACUAUUA